AUGUCUUCCGACAACGACUACAUGUCCUUCCUGAACAAGGCCAACGCCGACCUCAAUGCCAGCCAAUUUCAGCCCCAACGAGGCAACACUUCUUCCACCCCACGCACUCAAACCAUCCACACCAACGUCCGCGUCCCCGCGCCCCUCACCUCCGUCGACGCCUUCUACGUCUCCGAAACAGAUGAGCCAUUUGAACCAGUUGCUUUGAAAUGGCCUGAUGCAGAGCGUGGAAUUUGGCCUGAUGCUGCUGCUCUCUCCAACCUAGUUUCUCCAGAUGCGGACCUCUCCAACUCCAUCGAGACCUUGACAUUUUCGACGUUCGACCCGAGAAAUCAGUAUGCCGGGGUGGUGAGAGCCGUCAGGGCUGCCGUUGGGGAUGAGGAGGGCGCGGCUGUCAAGGUCUACCGGGUUGAGGUGGCGAGGUCGAGGGUGGAGUACUUUGUUUUGGCGCUGGAUGGGACAGAGGGCUUGGUUGUUGGAUUGAGGGCUAAGGCUAUUGAGACCUAG
Molecule: messenger RNA, 507 nt
Organism: Aspergillus niger
Lineage: Eukaryota; Fungi; Ascomycota; Eurotiomycetes; Eurotiales; Aspergillaceae
Exons: 2
Coding region: 1-507 (168 amino acids)
Source: RefSeq, a predicted model, not a curated record